Rhodamnia argentea is the source of this 1930-nucleotide messenger RNA. RefSeq names its product polygalacturonase QRT3. The coding region runs from base 270 to 1775 and encodes 501 amino acids. The record is from RefSeq and is a predicted model, not a curated record. NCBI's taxonomy places the organism in Eukaryota, Viridiplantae, Streptophyta, Magnoliopsida, Myrtales, Myrtaceae. Gene Ontology annotation, molecular function: polygalacturonase activity. The transcript has 3 exons.
UGAUGUGUUUUAGGAAAGUUCCAAACUUUGGUUAGCGAUGAAAUCUAAGUUGGAUGGCCACUCGAAUGCUAUUUAUAUUAAUGAUGGUCAAGAUCUUGUAAAACCAAAACCGAGACAAAAGGAGCGCAAAGACCAAGUCCACUGUGGAGCUCGAAACAAAGGAAUCGAAGCGCGAUAAACAGUUGAAGCAGAAUCUCCUCUCUCUCUCUCUCUCUCUCUCUCUCUCUGAGUUGCAGGACAAAAACCAGUACAUUUGGUCGACCCAUCUGAUGAUGAACACCCUUGGUUGGAGUUGCAAAGGCAAAAUGAUGAAACUUUCGUCAGCAUUGUGCUUGUUUCUCAUUCUCAUCGUUGAAGAAGCAUCUUGUUCCAUGAGACUCCACAAGCUCUCCGAGUUCCAUGCCAAGCUCCAACAGAGAGUGGCCUACAGUCCAGAGGAAGACCUCGCCGCGCCCGUCGCCACGCCUGGUCCAGACGGUGCCAAAAGGAUGGGGAGGGUAUUCUAUCCAGUGGGGUAUGGGGGUGACCCAACAGGGAAGCAAGAGAGCAGCGAGGCCAUCGUAAGUGCUCUGUCUGAUGCAUUCCGGGUUCAAAGUGACGAGCAAAUGCUGCCUGGAGUGACUGCCUUGGGUGGUGUGGUCAUUGAUUUGCAAGGUGGAACCUACCUGGUCGCCAAACCCAUCAGGCUUCCUGCUUCCGGGGGAGGCAAUGUUGUGGUACAAGGGGGCACCCUGCGCGCAUCAGAAACAUUUCCCGGGGACCGGCAUCUCGUUGAACUCUGGUCCCCGAAUUCUCCAGGUGCCAAUGACCAAUCAACAUGUUACCCGAUGAAGGUCGAGAACGUCGGAAUCUACUAUGAGGACAUAACUUUCAGAGAUGUGCUCUUUGAUUCUAGUUUCCGAGGAGGAGGAAUUUACGUGGUUGAUUCGGCGAGAAUUCGCAUAACGGACUGCUUCUUUCUUCACUUCACCACGGAUGGAAUCCUAGUGAAGAAAGGUCAUGAGACAUUCAUAUCAGGAUGCUUCCUAGGACAACAUUCGACAGUCGGUGGGGAUAAAAGAGAGAGAAGCUUCACAGGCACGGCCAUUGAUCUUCAGAGCAACGACAACGCGAUUACUGACGUUGUCAUCUUCUCCGCUGCUGUGGGGAUUGUUCUGCGAGGCCAGGCCAACAUGGUCACCGGAGUACAUUGUUACAACAAGGCCACAUACUUUGGUGGGAUCGGAAUACUGGUAAAACUAGCCGGACUAUCGCAAACCAGACUAGACAAUUGCUACAUGGAUUACACGGGCAUAGUCAUGGAAGACCCUGUUCAGGUACACGUUACUAACGGAUUCUUCUUAGGCGAUGCUAAUAUAGUAUUGAAGUCGAUAAAGGGUCAAGUCUCGGGGUUGAAUGUAGUGAACAACAUGUUCGACGGUGACCCACAACGUCUGAAUCCAAUAGUAGUCCUGGAUGGCCAAUUCCCUAAUGUCGAUGAAGUGGUGGUCGAUGGCAACAAUGUGAACGGAAUGAGUUUAAGAACGACGGUAGGGAAAAUGACGUUGAAAGGUAAUGGGACCAAAUGGGUUGCUGAUUUUUCGUCUACACUGCUCUUUCCGAACCGGAUAAAUCACUUCCAGUACUCCUUCUAUGCUCAAGGAGAGAUGGGGUUCAUCAAGCAUGAGAUAACUAAUGUAUCGAACAACGCAGUGGUCGUCGAGAGUGAGAAAGCAGCAAACGCCGUAGUUUCCGUUGUCGUCGACCAGUACAGCAUGGCUGGAGAAGUCAUCUAGUUGUAGAGAAGGCGAAAGUAAUGCAGUUCUGCUCUCGUUUAUGGUGCUGGGGUUAAUCUAUGAAGUGCCUACGAGAGAGAUUCUAGGUGAGGGGUAUUGAGAUUUUGAGAUGUAAUGAGAUACCCUUCUAGUGUCAAAUUGUGUUUGACCCUUUG